AGGGUCAAACUCCGUCGUGGGAGGAUUCACACCAGCUUGAGUGUUUUCAGCUGAUAGUUUUAUUAGAGCAGACACUGAACAACUGAAGAAAAUGUUUCACAUGUUUCUUUUGUUUUGUUUGUGCUGCUGGAGUCUGACUGGUGUGUUUGGUGAUUCAGUGUCAGUGAUGGAGGGAGAUUCUGUCACUCUAAACACUGAUGUUACUGAAAUACAUGAAGACGACGACAUACUGUGGAAAUAUGGAGCUGAAAACUCUCUCAUAGCUAAAAUGAGCAUUGAGAACCAAAUCUUCUCCACAUCUGAUGGUCCUGAUGGGAGAUUCAGAGACAGACUGAAGCUGGACGAUCAAACUGGAUCUCUGACCAUCACAAACACCAGAACUGAACAUGCUGGAGUUUAUGAACUAGAGAUAAAGGGAGUGAAACGAUCAUCAAAAACAUUCAGUGUUUCUGUCUAUGCUCGUCUGCCUGUUCCUGUCAUCAGCAGUAACUCUUUACAAUGUUCUUCAUCAUCAAAUUGUUCAUUGUUGUGUUCAGCUGUGAAUGUGAGUCAUGUGACUCUCUCCUGGUACAAAGGAAACAGUUUAUUGUCCAGCAUCAGUGUGUCUGAUCUCAGCAUCAGUCUCUCUCUACCUCUGGAGGUGGAAUAUCAGGAUAAAAACACCUACAGCUGUGUGCUGAACAAUCCCAUCAGCAACCAGACUCAACAUCUGGACAUCACUCAACUCUGUCACACAUGUGCAGAUCAGGAUCUACCUUUAUUGUACAUAGUGUUGAUCUCUGCUGGAUUUCUAUCGAUUGUAUCUGCAGUCGGGAUCUUCUGGAUCUGCAGGAAACACAGAAAAACUGAUCAAGAAGGUCAGACUCAUGAGGACGAGAUCACUUACUCUGAUCCAGUGUUCUACAAAAGAAACGCACGUAAAUCAAAAGCUGAAGAGGAGGAUCAUGUGGAUUAUGCACCUAUCACAAUGAGAAGAUGAUCAAACUUCAGAGUUUUUCUAAGUAAAGACCCAGCUGUGAGUCUAUGGUUGAGUUUUUCAUGAGAAUCACCACACUGUAUCAGGAAAUCCCAGCAGACAUCGAGCAGGAUCAAUGUUUAAACUAGAAUAAUUAAAGAUUAAAUCACAUUCUCUCCUUAAAACUUAAAACAAACUUGCCUUUUUAAUAAAUUAUCUAAAUCAUAUGGUC
Molecule: messenger RNA, 1187 nt
Organism: Ctenopharyngodon idella (grass carp)
Lineage: Eukaryota; Metazoa; Chordata; Actinopteri; Cypriniformes; Xenocyprididae
Product: SLAM family member 5-like
Exons: 6
Coding region: 92-979 (295 amino acids)
Source: RefSeq, a predicted model, not a curated record